This is a messenger RNA of Orycteropus afer afer, 2721 nucleotides long. NCBI's taxonomy places the organism in Eukaryota, Metazoa, Chordata, Mammalia, Tubulidentata, Orycteropodidae. The record is from RefSeq and is a predicted model, not a curated record.
GAAAAUGACCAGUACCUUCCUAGCAUGACGACCUUUGACCAUGUGAUUGCUACCCACCAAUCGGAGUGGGUCUCCUUCACUGAGGAGCCACCCUGUCCUCUCUCUUCUGAGGGGGGCACCGAAGAGCACCUCCAAGGACUGUCAUCUUCCUCAGACCAGUCCGAAACCUCCUCCAGGGAGAACCAUGUUGUGGAUGGAGGCUCCCAGGACCUUUCCCCCUCAGAGCAGGAUGAUUCCUCGGAAAAGAUAGGCCUCAUCUCUGAAGUGGCCUCCCUUCCUGAGAGCCCUGGACAGCCCACUCCUGACCUGGCGUCAGCCAUCAGCAACUGGGUUCAAUUUGAGGAUGACACACCCUGGACCAGCACAUCAUCACCUCAUAAAGAAGCAGGUGAGACAGCUCUACCAUUGACCAUGCCCUGCUGGACAUGCCCUUCCUUCGACUCCCUGGGGAGAUGUCCUCUGGCUUCUGAGAGCAGCUGGACCACCCAUUCUGAAGACACCAGCAGUCCUAGUUUUGGUCCUUCAUACACAGACCUGCAGCUCAUCAAUGCUGAGGAGAAGAUGAGUGGCAGGGCUUCCGGGGCUGACUCAACUGACAAUUCCUCCUCUCUUCAGGAAGAUGAAGAAAUAGAAAUGGAGGCCAUCAGCUGGCAGGCGAACAGCUCAGCCACGAAUGGGCAUCCUGCCAUUCCAGUGACCUCUGCUCGUUUCCCCAGCUGGGUCACUUUUGAAGACAAUGAAGUCAGCUGCCCUUUGCCACCAAUCACCUGUCCUCUGAAGCCAAACACACCACCUAUUGCACCUGUGAUUCCAGAUGUACAUAAUAACUCAACUGGGUCUUUCAAGAAGAGAGAACGUCCCAAGAGCACUUUGAUGAACUUCUCUAAAGUUCAGAAGCUGGACAUUUCCUCCUUGAACCAUCCACCUUCCAUAGCCGAGGCUCCACCUUGGAGAGCAACCAACCCUUUCCUGAAUGAGACUCUGCAGGAUGUGCAGCCCUCUCCUAUCAACCCUUUCAGCGCUUUCUUUGAGGAGCAGGAGAGGCGCUCCCAAAACAAGUCCAUUUCUAGCACCACAGGCCAAAGCCAAAGAGACUCCCUCAUCGUCAUCUACCAGGACGCUAUCAGUUUUGAUGACUCAAGCAAACACCAGUCACACUCCGAUGCUGUUGAAAAACUCAAGAAACUCCAGAUUGAUGAUCCUGAUCACUUGGGCAAUGCUGCGUUACCUGACGAUGACCCAAUAGCCUGGAUUGAACUAGACGAUCACCCCCCCGCUUCAGCACCACCCCAGGCCAGAGAUGGAUGGCCAAUGAUGCUAAGGAUCCCUGAGAAAAAAAACAUUAUGUCUUCCCGGCACUGGGGACCGAUAUAUAUCAAACUUACAGAUAGCGGCUAUCUGCAAUUAUAUUAUGAGCAAGGCCUAGAAAAACCAUUCCGUGAGUUCAAGCUGGAGAUCUGCCAUGAGAUUUCAGAACCUCGGCUCCAGAACUAUGAUGAGAAUGGUAGGAUCCACAGCUUGCGGAUUGACCGUGUCAGCUAUAAGGAGAAGAAGAAGUAUCAGCCCAAACCAGCCAUAACCCACACAGCAGAGAGGGAACAGGUGAUGAAGCUGGGUACCACCAGUUACGAUGACUUCCUGAGCUUCAUCCGUGCGGUUCAGGACUGUCUCAUGGAUUUGCCAGUGUCAUCAAUGGACUUGAGCACUGUUGGUUUGAACUAUCUUGAAGAGGAGAUUACAGUGGAUGUCAGAGAUGAAUUCUCUGGCAUCGUGAGCAAAGGAGACAAUCACAUUCUGAAACACCACGUCUUGACACGGAUUCACAUUCUGAGUUUCCUCUCUGGGCUGGCAGAGUGCCGCUUGGGCCUCAAUGACAUCCUCAUCAAGGGGAAUGAAAUAGUUUCCCGGCAGGACAUCAUGCCUACCACCACUACAAAGUGGAUCAAGCUCUAUGAGUGCCGUUUCCAUGAGUGUGUGGAUGAGGGUGUAUUCAGCAACUCACGGGUUAUUCUGUUCAACCCUUUAGAUGCAUGCCGGUUUGAGCUAAUGCGGUUCAGGACAGUGUUUGCUGAGAAGACCUUGCCUUUCACACUCAGGACAGCAGCAAGCAUCAAUGGCGCAGAGGUGGAAGUGCAGAGCUGGCUUAGGAUGUCAACUGGCUUCUCCUCUAACUGUGACCCUCUCACUCAGGUUCCUUGCGAGAAUGUGAUGGUUCGUUACCCUGUGCCCAGUGAGUGGGUGAAAAAUUUCCGCAGAGAAAGUGUCCUGGGGGAAAAGUCCUUGAAAGCCAAAGUGAACCGGGGGGCAAGUUUUGGCUCAGCUAGCCUGUCUGGCUCUGAGCCUGUCAUGAGAGUAACUCUGGGAACUGCCAAGUAUGAGCAUGCCUUCAACUCCAUCGUGUGGAGGAUAAGCCGACUCCCUGACAAAAACUCAGCUUCUGGCCACCCACACUGUUUCUUCUGCCACCUUGAACUUGGCUCUGACCGGGAAGUGCCUUCCAGAUUUGCCAGUCAUGUGGAUGUCGAGUUCAGCAUGCCUACAACCUCUGCCUCCAAAGCUGCUGUAAGAUCCGUCUCUGUGGAAGACAAGAUUGACGUCAGGAAGUGGGUCAAUUAUUCCGCACACUACAGCUACAAGGUGGAGAUUGAGCAAAAAAAGAGUUUGAAGCCAGAUUUUGAAGGAGAUGAGAUGGAAAAUCCUAAAGAGUGUGGGAUCCAGUGA